ACCUCGGAACCAGAAGGUGGUGACAGAAGAGGCUGGCGGAAAUAUCUUAAGAAGAAGUUGGAGAAGCAACAAAAGGAUUUGUUUGCUAUGAUGUCACAGCAGUACCGACCUUCGGCCGCCUCUCCCCCUUCUACUUCUACUAGGGCCCGAGAACCAAAGGCACCACCACCCUCCAAGUUCCAGGGCAAGGCAGAGCAAGUGGAAACUUUCAUCCGGCAAUGUGAGAAUGUGUUCUCCAUUGAGAGCCUGUCAUUCACCUCUGAGGAAGUUAAGAUCCGAUAUGCAGGCAACUUAAUGGAAGGAGAGGCAGCGAUCCGAUGGUAUGAGGCAUACCACAAUUCAAUUGAUCAAUCCUCUGCCAACCGUCUUGCUGGAAUGCCGGUGACUUUGGAUCAGAGAUGGAAGCGCUGGGAUUCCUUUGUGGAUGCUUUUAGAGCAGCCUUCGGUGAAGCCAUCUCUAGAGAUGAUGCUGUAACCCAAUGGAAUACCCUUACCCACACAGCCCGAAGAGGAAUUGAUCUCUUCCUGAAUACUAUUAUUCAGCUGAUGUGGAAGACUGGCUAUGAGGGUCAGUUGGUGGAUGAUAAGAUCAACAAUUCCCUCCUUGCGGACCUAGGCAUGAGUUGGGCUCUUUUCAAUCCCAAGCCAAAGUCCCUGAUGGAGCGAAUAGCUGCUCUAAGAGAGUUGGGGCACACCCAUGAAAGGUACCAAGGGAUGGCAGCUGAGAAAGCACCCCCUCGGACCAAGAAAGAUCCUCCCGCUCAAAAGGACCAGCAGCCUAAGAGGAAAAGAGAAGCUGUGAGCUCCUCCGGACCUCAGAAGACUCCUUGCGGCAAGUCCAGACACAAAUGGACCGAUUGUUGGUCCAAGGAACCUAUUGUUGUCCGAGUGGCAGCAGUGAGAGUACAAAAGCGGAAAAGAGGGAAUGGCAAGUCCAACUCCCAGAAAAAGGCUAAGGUGGCUGCUGUAGUAGCAGAAGAUCCACUUGUUGUACUCCCGGAGGUUACAGAAGAUUUUGUUUUUCAGCCUGAGCAAGACUCGGACAAUGAAAUCAUCUGGUAG
This is a messenger RNA of Morchella sextelata, 1062 nucleotides long. RefSeq lists its product as uncharacterized. The annotation marks the transcript as partial. The transcript is spliced from 2 exons. The record is from RefSeq and is a predicted model, not a curated record. NCBI's taxonomy places the organism in Eukaryota, Fungi, Ascomycota, Pezizomycetes, Pezizales, Morchellaceae.